AUGGCGCUCAAAACUAAUAAAAGAAAAAAGGAAGGAGGCUCGACUGCAGCAGCAGCAGCAGCAGCAGCAGCUGCUGCUGCUGCUGCUGCUGCUGCUGCUGGGGCCCCGAAGAAGAAACGCAAAGUGCUUAAGGAUCCCAAAGGAGAUGUUAAGGGGGCACCCUCAGGGCCUGCUGAGGCUGCAGCAGCAACAGGGGCCCCCAUUAAGGCUUCUAAAGGUAAAGCGCAGCAGCAGCAGAAGCAGCAGCAGCAGCAGAAGCAGCAGCAGCAGCAGGUUGAAGCAGCAUCGCAAGGGAACAAGAAGGCAGUAAAGGAGUUGAAGCAGCAGAACGGGGCUGGCGCAACUCAAACAACAAAGAAAAAGAAAAAGAAACAAAAGCAGCAGCAGCAGCAGCAGCAGCAGCAAAACAAGCCCGCAGUUAAUACAGAAGAAGAGAAGGAGACACAAAGUACGUCAGAAAGUGAAAGCAGCGGCGAAGAAGACUGCAGCAGCAGCAGCAGCAGCAGCAGCAGCCGACUGCAGCAGCAGGGUUCUUCUGCUGCUUCGCUUGACUCCAACUCUGCAGCAAGCGGAGGGGAUGCGACAAGCGAGGCAGCAGCAGCAGAAGGAGCAGCAGGAGCAGCAGCAGCAGCAGCUGCUGCUGCUGCAGCAAAGUGGGGUGUGGGGCGUCGUUGGGUUGUGCUGUUCAGCCACUGCCCGCUGCUGCUGCUGCGGCGGCGCCAAAGCAGCAGCAGCAGCAGCAAGAAGAAAGAGAAGCAGCAGCAGGAACGGGCUUCUUCUCUUUUUGCUGCUGACGAUCAUAAGAGUCUUGUGGAGUCUCUCUUAGCUUCAGGGCUCUCAACAGAGACAACCAGCAGCAGCAGCAGCAGCAGCAGCAGGAAGAAAGGCCUCAACCCCGUUAUGCCUCUCAUUCGCCGGGUGCAGAGACACCUCGUUGCUGUCUCUUCAGCUGUCGCUGCAGCAAACAGAACAGCAACAAGCAGCAGCAGCAGCAGCAGCAGCGAGCCCUGGGGGCCCUUGAAGAGGGCUUCUAAAAGAAGCAGCCUGAUGGGGAGACAGAUUCAGGAGUGUGCAGCAGCAGAAGCAGCACGCGUUGCUGCUGCUGCAGAAGACCCUCAUUGGGUUGCUGCUGCAUGCAUGCGCUCAGAGGCAGUACAUCAGUGUCUCCUCAGCUUUCUAGACUCCCCUAUAGUGAAGCUGCUGCGUCUCCACCAGCAGCAGCAGCAGCAGCAGCAGCAGCAGCAGCAGCAGCAGCCGCUGCAGCUGCUGCUGCACACUCUCGAUGGGAAGCUGCUGCGCAUCAGCUGCAGCUUCCGCGUGCCGCGCACUUUCAGAGUCUUUAAAAAGAUAAUGGAGACAGCGCUGUCUUCGCCGACAGGCCGACUUGAAGCAAAAGUAGACACAAACCAGCAGCAGCAGCAGCAGCAGCAGCAGCAGCAGCAGCAGCAGCAGCAGGAGCCGCUAAUCGAGGUGCUGCAGCCGCCUUUUUGGAGACACUUCCCGGAAGGCAGCAGCUGGGUCGCGCUGUCGGAGUCGCAGAGGGCCCCUCCAGUGUCUCUGCGGUCUUUCAUAGAGGGGCUUCCUGAAGCCUUAACUGCAGCAGCAGCAGCAGAAGGAGCAGCAGCAGCAGCAGGGGGUAAGGGUGGUGGUGCUGCAGCACCGCAGCAGCAGAAGCAGCAGCAGCAGCAAGUGCCGCCUGUGGUGUUUGUUAUAUCUGCGUCUCCAUCGAUUGACUCAUCUCUGCUGUCUCCUUUUGUCCCCGACGCUGCAGACGAGGAGACACCCAACAGCAGCAACCCUCAGCAGCAGCAGCAGCAGCAGCAGCAGCAGCAGCUGAUAUCUGUAGCAGCAAACUCCUUCUCAGUCCCUGCUGCUCUGCGCUGCGAUCGGCUGCUGCAUGAAUUUGGUAGAGCAGCUCUUAAAAACACCGCAAACUCUUGA
Messenger RNA from Eimeria acervulina, 1941 nucleotides. RefSeq lists its product as hypothetical. The transcript has 2 exons. NCBI's taxonomy places the organism in Eukaryota, Apicomplexa, Conoidasida, Eucoccidiorida, Eimeriidae. The coding region runs from base 1 to 1941 and encodes 646 amino acids. Gene Ontology annotation, cellular component: nucleus. Gene Ontology annotation, molecular function: transcription cis-regulatory region binding. The record is from RefSeq and is a predicted model, not a curated record. Gene Ontology annotation, biological process: regulation of transcription by RNA polymerase II.